This is a messenger RNA of Melanotaenia boesemani (Boeseman's rainbowfish), 994 nucleotides long. RefSeq names its product general transcription factor II-I repeat domain-containing protein 2A-like. Gene Ontology annotation, molecular function: protein dimerization activity. Lineage: Eukaryota; Metazoa; Chordata; Actinopteri; Atheriniformes; Melanotaeniidae. The transcript has a single exon. The record is from RefSeq and is a predicted model, not a curated record. The coding region runs from base 101 to 775 and encodes 224 amino acids.
UGCGCUUCGCACAGAAAUCCCGGUGUUCUUGGAGGACAGUAUUAAAUGUGAUACAAGUGCUUACUGCAAUAAACUCAGAGACACAGAUUUUCUCUGUGACAUGGCCUUCCUUGUGGAUAUAACCUCGCAUCUUAAUCACCUGAAUGCACAGUUGCAGGGAAGAGACCAAACUGUGUCGGAUCUAUUUGCGCACAUGAAUGCUUUUCAGCGUAAACUAGUCCUGUUCAAAGAGGGCUUUUCAUUCAGCCACCCAAACCUGGCUCACUUUCCCGCCUGUGAAGAGAUGCGUAGAGAUGUCCCCGAAUGCAACAAAACGUUUCACAAGUAUAGAGCCGACAUUGAAACUCUGCAGGAGCAGUUCAAGAACCGUUUUCAAGAUUUCUACGCCAUGCAGCCGCAAAUUGCGUUGUUCACUGACCCCCUCUCUGCUACUGUCAGUGAGCAGCCUCCAGAGCUGCAGCUUGAACUGUGCGAGCUACAGUCAGACCCCUUCUUCCAAGCAAAAGGCAAUGAAAGAGGGAUUUUAUUUUGGAGGUUGCUACCGGAGUCCCGCUUUCCACUCCUGAGGGAUUUCGCGCUCUCAAUGGCCAGCAUGUUUGGUAGCACUUACAUUUGUGAGAGCAACUUUUCAACAAUGAAGCACAUCAAAUCAAAAGAGAGAAACAGGCUGACAGAUGAAACUCUGUUCCACCUCAUGCAGAUUGGAUGCACAAAUAUUGACAUUGACAUUCAGUCCAUUGUACAUCUGCAGGAGAGGCCACAAGUAUCUCAUUAAGACAUAACAUUAAUGCAGAAAUAAGCAUUAAAACAGAACUUUAUACGGAUCCAACUGUUAUUUGAGAUAAAAUGUUCUUGUUUGAAGUAGCUUGAACAUUGUUCCACUUGAUUUACAGUGCUAAUGUUAUUAUAUUACUGUUAUUGAAUGAUUUCUCUGAGACCCUACUGCACUGAUAUAUCACACACAACACACAAAUGUAGAGUUUUUGUGUUAAGU